AUGUGUGGAUCACUUCUGUCGAAGUUUAAGAAUCCAACCAACAAGAUACGCUCAGGAAACAUCAGUUUUACGGAGCCACACCAGGCUCUGUGUAAGAAAAGGUUGGCCAAGGAAGACGUGGAUAGGAAUGAAGACAAAGAGUUUUCUAAAGAUGGACUUCAAACUAGUGCAUCGAGCGUUCGUUCUAUGGGAAAAAUCCCCAGCACCAGCUCUUUCAAGCAGGGGUCUUCCUACGAAACUGAUUCUUCGUCGCUAGAUGAAACAGAAUCUGCCGUGCGCGCAUUGGUUGACCAAAGUAGAAACAUAUUCCCUGCCGCGCGCAUGAACAACAGCAAAGAUCGGCUCCGUGUUUUGGAUCGCGAUGAUCAAUUGUUGGAAACUGCUCGUGAAAUACUUACUUUUCAACUCUGUGCUUCCUCGUCCAGCUCCAAUACUACCCGAGCCGUCAAGCCCUUCAGUUCAGCCGUUUCCUCUGUUCCAAAUAAAACGCAAGCCGCAGUGGCAUUUGACAUUCCUGCUGGAAAAGCGAAAUCGGUCUGUCCGCCUGCAAAAGUUCCAAGGCGCUUCAGACAGUGUAAAGUAGCACCUGAGCCUAAUUUGGAGGAUAUGGAAGAGAAGAUGCGUGCUGCUGAGGAGAGGAAGCUGAAGGAGUUGGAGCGCGUCCGAGAGAGUGCUCGUAGCAGGGCUAGGCUGGGGCGACCACACCCUUCGGAGACUUCUGCCCGAGCCACUGCUGUAAAAAUCGCCGCUAAACAAGCAGCUGCGGAAAGAAAGCGUAGCGAAGAAAUGGAGAAGCGAAGACGAGCUGGGAGCAAAACUUCCCGAAAUAGGAGCAGAAUUGCAGAAGCACAGGCCUUCGCCAGGGACCGGCUUCAGUUGUCUAUUGAACAGAAAGAGGAGCAGACCAAGCAGAGAAAAGUAAAACGGCAAAUGAAGAUUGAUAAGCGGAAUAAGAUGAAACAGAAGUACGCCAAGAAAGUCAAAGAUAGAGUAAGUAACAUUUGAUGUCAAACUCGGGUUUAGCACCCUGACUGGGUAGGAGGAUCUAUGAUUUAAGGAAGAGCGAUUUAGGAGACUUUGGGCAUGAAGAACAUUCAUUGCUAUGGGGGCUGAUUACACUUUCUUGCGGUUCUAGGUGACUCGAAGACUACAGGAGGAGGAGGCAGAAAUCCGAGCUGACCUUCGAGAUAUGGAAACUUACAAAGCCUCCGGCGAUAGCAGCGACGAGUCUUGGGGAGACGAAGAAAAGGAGAGAGUCAAAUACGACUGGGAAGAUUUCUUCUCAGACUAA
Molecule: messenger RNA, 1291 nt
Organism: Pocillopora meandrina
Lineage: Eukaryota; Metazoa; Cnidaria; Anthozoa; Scleractinia; Pocilloporidae
Source: the annotation of a GenBank genome assembly